Molecule: messenger RNA, 1466 nt
Organism: Priapulus caudatus
Lineage: Eukaryota; Metazoa; Priapulida; Priapulimorpha; Priapulimorphida; Priapulidae
Exons: 2
Coding region: 267-932 (221 amino acids)
Biological process (GO): centrosome cycle; microtubule nucleation; spindle assembly
Cellular component (GO): mitotic spindle microtubule; centrosome; HAUS complex
Source: RefSeq, a predicted model, not a curated record
CCAUUUGUGGAUGCAGAGCAUGAGAUUCACCAAUUUUUCCUACCUCCAGUCUAUGCCGUUACUAUUCCAGUCUGUGCAGGGAUAGUAGUUCUUGGAAUUCUGUGUGCUUUCACUACUGUUGUGUUGCUCAAAGGAAGAGCAGAGCAGAAUAAGAAGACAAAUUAGGAGUUCCCUGCAUAUAUGCUCAAGUAAAUAUUUAGCUGGCGUUAUUCACACAGUCGGAUUGUAUAACACACCUCCGUGUUGUGAAACGAAGUGAAACAAUAAUGGCUUGCCAGGGUAAUAAACUGUGGAGUCAGAGGAGCUUCAGCGAUGAGUCUGCAACGAAAGUGAUAGCCAUUGCUCAGGACCUGGGUUUCCCUGCGCCAGAAACACGCUCCGGCAGCCCUUGUAAGCGAACAGACGACGCGACCCAUCCCACAACAGAACUGCUCACAAUUCUCGAGGCCCUGAGCGCGAACAGGCUGCGCCUGCGGAUGCUCGCAGCCGACAACGAGAAGCGACGCGUUGACCGCGCGACCUCCGACCUCACGCGCGUCGACCUGCAGGAGCAGCGCGUCGCCGAUGUGCAGGAGCUGUGCUGCCACCUGGAGGCAGCGAUUGCUCGGAGCGCAGACGUCGUCGAGCGUCUGCGCUCGCCGUGCGUGGCCCCGCACGUCAACGUGCAUCGCAGUGAGCAGCGCGAUGUCUGUCGGCUACUGCCGCUCGUUGCCGACGUCAUUGCCGACCUCGAUGGCAGCGGCGGCGGCGAGCACGACGUCGUCGGCCUGCAGGCAGACGCCGGCGACAUCGUUCAGGCGUUUGAUGGUCUUGAACCGGACGUCGGAGCCGCGUACGCACGCAUGCGCUCGUCGCUGCUGUCGGUGCUGAGGCUUAGAGACAUCAUCGAACAGGAGUGUAAAGGACAAGGAGCCGGGGAUGAAAAUUUGUAGCUGUGGGAGGGUAGCUGCAGAUAAUUGGGAAGUGUAGGAGCAGACAAUGGGCGAAGGGUAGAGGCAGACAAUAAGGAAAUGGUGGAUAGAGACAACUGGGGGUGGGGGGAUUCUUAGCUAAAGAUAAAUGGCGGACGUUCAAGUGCUGAUCAAGAAUGUUCUAUUACUCAUAUCUUCCUCACUACAUUAUUAAGGCGGAUAUGCAUAUGAUUUUUGACUGUUGGGUAGAAUUGUGAAACUGCACAUGUGUACUACAUGUACUACAUGUAGUUCCUGGAGAUUUUUCUGGUAUACCAAUUCUGCCAAUUCACCAGGGGUGAGUAAUGACAAAUAUUUGUCAUUAUUCACGAUUCAUUAUUCAUGACAAAUAUUUGUCAUUAAUCACCCCUGAUUAUUACCAAACGUAACACAUGAUGGGACCAGGGUGCAACCGGCAUUGUUCACAGUAUAAAUGUUAAACUUUUCACAUGUCAUAUUUGUGUUCCUGAUGGUUUUCUAAUAAAGUUCCUGUCUUGACAACAGCAAAAAUGUGAA